This is a messenger RNA of Chilo suppressalis (striped riceborer), 1491 nucleotides long. The record is from the annotation of a GenBank genome assembly. Lineage: Eukaryota; Metazoa; Arthropoda; Insecta; Lepidoptera; Crambidae.
AUGGAAAAUGCAGAAGAAAUAUUUCAUUUUCUAGAAGAAUUUUCCAAACGUAAAACUAAGAAUAUUCCUCAAGAGCUAAAUGACUAUUUGGCGUACGUAGCGCGCACCGGUGAUCCAGUGUACCAAUGGACUCUCGUGAAAUGUUUAUUCAAAGAAAAACUUUUGAACGUGAUUACAGAUUUUUACGAAACCACACCUGGCAUCGAUAUUCCACCAUAUCCGAAUGUGGAUCCAUUUAAUUACGACAUCAUGAAAAACAGUUUGCUAGAACGUCUGGAUUCCUUUACAUCAGCACCUUUCACAGUUCAACGAAUAUGUGAACUUUUAACAUAUCCUCGUAAGCAGUAUAACAGAGUAGACAAAUUUAUGAGAGCUAUAGAAAAGAACAUUCUGGUUGUGAGCACCAGGGAGCCUGGGAUUCAACGUCACAUAGAAGCAGAAAACGGUGAACCAAUGGAACCCAUAGUAAAUGGCUCUGACAACAACUCUGAAUACAAUGUAGACGUUGAAAUGGAAGAUAUGUCAUGGAAAGAAAACUCAGAACCCCAACAAAGCUCUGAACCUCAACCAAGUUCUUCUGAUACCCAUAUUUCAGUUGAUGAUAUUGAAGCAAGACUGAAAGCCAAGCAAGAUGCUCCAAUGGACAUACAAGAUAAAGUGUCUACUCAGUAUGAAUCUGUAACUCCCCCGGAGCUAAAUAUAACAUCUGAUGAACCUGUAGUAGAAACAAAAUCAGAAUCUGUAACAACCCAACAAGCGACUACUUCGGUAACAGAAGACAAUAAGAUAGAAACUACAGAUACACCUGAGGCAUCUGAUAAACCAAAAAUGGAUGUAGACAUGAAAACUGAAGAUGCUUGUGAAACCCAAGGAUUAGUAAUUCCAGAAAUUAAAGUAGAUGAUGCUGAAAUGACUGAGCAGAGAUUAAAUGAACAAACUAAUACAAUAAAAGCAGAAGAAGAAAUUGCAGAAAAGGCACCUGUCACUGAAAGUAAAACUAAUUUGGAAGAUCAGCAAACUAGUAUUGAUGAAAGCAGCUCGGAUUCCAAUUCAAAAGAAGAGUCGGACAAUAAGGUUGUAUCAGAUGUUCCGACUUCAAGUGAAGAAAGCUCAUCAUCUAGUGAUAACACUGAUGGAAAUAGUAAUUCACCCAAGGCAAUAGAGAGUCAUUGUGAUAUACCAGAAGAGUCCAGUCAGUCUGACUCCAACAUGGAAGAAGAAAAAGAGGAGAAACAACCAGACCCAGUAGAAAAUGUUACAGCACCCGAAGAGCAAGAUGUUCCAACACCCACCAUUCAAAACGACAACUAUUCUAUAAGUGAUGUUCAAUCAGAAUUACCGCAACCAGUUGAUGAAAAUCCUCCCAAGGAGCAGGAAGCAGCGACUUCACAGGAGACCUUAUCUACUCCUGAUGUAGAAAAGAAGGAAGAACAAGUAACUACAGAAGAUGCCAAAGCUCCAGAAGUAGAACCAGAGGAAAAAGGAUCAUAA